GUAUGGCCAAGAGCACAGGCCUUCAGUUUAACUAGUAACGUUGUAGCGAUUGGAAGUGCUAAUGAAACCAAGCGGAUGUCUUUGGAAAUAACGCGAUACGGAAACAAGUAGAAAAGAAGAAAAAAAAUUAAAAGAAACGAAAACGGAUUUUUGAAAACAGCAACAACAAUAACACAUAAAAUAUUAGCAAAUGAAAUAUAUGUAGGUUUAUGGUUAAUAUACACACAUAUAUACGAACGUACAUACAUAUGUACAUCUAUUAAAAAAAGAUUUUCAGACGUGAUUAGCUAAGUAAUGAAAAUAGUGGCAGAAGACAUUUGCGGGGGCAAAAACGAGUCAAAAGACAACAGCAACAACAACAACAACGGCAACGUCAAAGUGUUAAUGAAAGUGCAAAAAUAUCAAUAACUCUCCCAUAUCCAGUAUCUGCGAGUGCCGAUGGCAAUGUGUGUUUGUGUGUGGCUAGCUGUGUGAGUGACGUCAUAUCAACGCAAGAACAGUGUCAGCUGCCGCAGUUAUAAUUCUUCGUUUUAUUAACGAGUUUCAGAAGAUCUGCACAAAGAUUUGAACUUAAAUCUGGUUAAAUACCAAGCCAUUAGAUAAGGUGUUAACGGGCGUAAGCUUGUGUGUGUAAGAGUUCUCGCGAAAAUUUUUUGUUGUGGAACACGAAAAUUUGCGACGUCACAGCUAUCAAGGUGAAAUCAAUACAAACUUAUUGCCAGCUACCAAUACGUACGAAAGAUCCACAUCUCAAUAAAAACGCUAAGUGUUUCGUUUGCUUGCUUAAUACCCAUUUUUGUUUGCUUUGCUGUGCUAUGCUGUAUCUAUAAGUACGCGCUUUAGAUUUCAAAACGUAACCAAACCAAAAAAAUUCAUUUUAGAACAAUUUUGAAUUUUGCUUUCUUUUUGUUGUUUUCAAAUCGAAUUUCACACACACACACACACUCUUCCUGGUGUCUGUCUAACGAUUAUACAAUACUCUUUGCAUCCUCCCCUCUCUUUGGCACUUUGAUGGACUCUCACUCUCUUAAAUUGAAAGACAAUUUCCUUGGCCAAACAAAUUUCCGCAAAACAAAAGAAACGGAUACGCGCUAGACAACUGAGAUUUUUGUUCGAGUGUUCCUAGAAUUUUCCACCAAUCGCCCGAAAGAAAGAAGGUGGCCGACAGUGAGAAACGAACAGCGAGCAGCGAAAACGGUCAAUACUAAAGUUUUUUUUUAAACGGCGAAUUUGCUUUUAGCCAUUUGAACGAGGCGAGAUAACGAAAAAUAUCUAAUAGAACAAGAAGAAGAAGAAAAGAACGAACGGGAAAAGAGCGCAGACACUCAAACACACAUUCAAGAAAAUUCUAAUAGAAAUCGAAAUAGAACAGCCAAACAACGAAAAAAUCGUCCCAUUUUCUUUGAACAAACAAUCCAGUGAAACAGUGAUUUUGUUUUUGCAAUUCUUUGCGAUUAAAUGUAAUUAAUCUUUUCAUUGUUCCAGAUAGUGUACGAAAUUGAAAAAAAAAUAAAAAAAAACAAAAACAACAAAAAAGUCAACGAAUUAAAUAGCAAAAAAAGGAAACAAAAAUUAAAUUAUAACAACAGAAUAGAAAAGAAAAUCAUGAAACCCACUGUGAUAGCCAAUGCUAAUGCAUCAGCAUCAGCCGGUCCCGGUGGUGCCAACGGCACCAAUGGCGGCAUAACCAUACCAAUCAAUCACGAAUACCAUGGCCCACCACCAGCAGCAGCAACCCAGUCACAACCCCAACAAUAUCACACACAGGCCCAGCAUUUUGUGGGCGGCGAUCCACAGGCAACGGCAUAUGGAUCACCAAGCAGUCGGCAGCAGCAGCAACAACAGAUUCCAGCACACUUCCAGGACUUUGAUUUCGAUCCCCAUGUCGAUAUGGACAUGUUUCCACGCAGCCGCUUAGGACGCAUGGCCCAUGAUCCAUUCGCUGACUUUGGUGCCUCACGUAAGCGUAGUAGUUUACAUGAUCCCCCCUUUCAUUCUGAUGUUUUUUCUCGUUAUUUUGAUGAUGAUCCAGACUUUGGGUUCCCCCAGUUCAACUCGCUGGGCCGUCGUCGUGUCAACAAUCCACAUCACGACGAAGAUUUCUUCAAUCGUUUGCCCAGUGAAUUCCGUCAGUACAUACCCGAGGGUUUUGGCCAUCGUCGUGCCACCACCGGUGGAAUGGCGCCCAACGUGCAUCCACAACAGAUGCCGCCACAGCCACAGCAGACACAAAUGCCACCAACACCACAGCAGCAGCAAAUGCCACCGCAUUACUAUCAAACCAUGCCAAUGCCGCAGUCACCAUCGAAGACGGUCUGUGAUGCUGCCAUCCAAACUGAAGAUCCAAAUGCCGGACGUUCGGAAGUCGAUCAUGCUGUGAACACCGAAAAUCUCAAUCAGCAUGGUCUGCGCAACACCAUGGACAUGGGUGUUAAGUCAGCUGUUGAAAAUGAGCCGGCUGGUGCCAGGUCACAUUCAGCUCCACCCAAUGAACCACCACAGCAACAACAGCACAUCUAUCAUCCCCAGCAACAGGUGCCGGUGAAUGGACAACGUCAAACACCUCCCAUGCAACAGCCACAACCCCAAAUGAGACAUCCCCAGUUCGGCACACAAACUAGUCCCCCGGUCCAGAAGGCCUACUAUGCUCCACAGGCCCAGGCACAUCCCCAGCAAAAGCAACAGACACCACCACCACAGACUCCCGGUGGCACAUACAUACGUACCAUACCGAUAUUCGUUGAGGGUCGUUCCGAGCCCAUUAUCAACAACAGAGACAUACCCAAUCAGAAUGCCACACCCAGCUCUGGCUCUGCCUCGGCCCGGGCCUUUACACCACCCAAACAACAAUAUCAGCCACAGUCACCUUUCCAAUUCCCACAACCUCAACAGGGUCAGACACAGCCCCAGGGUGGCCAGCAGCAACAACCACAACAGCGUCCCACACCCAUCAAUACUCAACAGCAGCCCCAACAGCAGCAGCAAAACACAGGUCUGCCACCUCAAACUCCCCACACCGUGGACUCCAUCAACAAAAUCCAAGAUAUACAACGUGAUGUCCUGGAACUGAUGACACGCGUGGAGAAAUUCACUGGCACCCGCAGUGACAAGGAAUAUGCCUAUCUGGAUGAAAUGUUGACGAGAAAUCUCCUGAAGUUGGACAACAUUGACACCAAUGGCAAGGAGAGCAUUCGUUUGGCCCGCAAGGAAGCCAUCAAAUGCAUACAGGCCUCCAUCAAUGUAUUGGAGGCCAAGGCCGAGGAAAACACCAAGGCAGCUGAGCAGCAGAAUGGCUCGGACAGCACACCACAGAAAAGCUCCUCGGGCAACAAAGUAACCAAAGACUCUUCACAAAGCAAGUUGGAACAGGCCGACGAACCCGUCGAUGCAAACAAAAUACAAGAACCCAUACCACUGCCACCACCCGAGGGCAUGGUGAGCGAAAGCAAAACCGAAACACCUGCAGAAGCCAAUGUCACAAAACCCGAGGAGGAGGAGAGUAAAACGGCCUCAGCGUCAGCUGAAACAGCCACGGCAGAAACAAAAGAGGAGACUGCGGAAAAAGCCAGUGAGGCUGCCGCACCAGCCACUGCUGCUGCUGCUGAAACCAAAUGAUGAUUGGAGAGGAAACUAUUAGCCCAGAAAACCACAACCAGCAACAGUCGGAGCAGAAGUAGUAGCAGCAGCUCCUACAGGAAGGCAACUAUUAAACAAACCACAAUUUCCAAGCAAUCUCAACUCAAGUAAUGAAAGAGGACGUCCCAGGAGAGCAGAAUGAUUGGAUUGGUUUUGGAAUGACAAAGCGCAGUGGCAUAACUUUGCAGAAUUGAAGUUGAUUUUCCUUGGCAAAAAUAAAAACAAAAGAAAAAAAAUUAAAUAAAUUAUGGCGUCCAACAAAACGAAAUUAACGUAAAUUAAGCAACACAACAACAACAACAACAACACUAUAUUAAUUAACUAUUUAUUACAAAUUUAUAAUAAUAAUAACAACAACAGCAGCAAUAAGCAUAGCGUCCCGCUUACUUACAUCCUCCCCUCCCAGGAAAGAUAACCCUAGCUGUAGUCUGAGAAAACAAAAAGCAUUGGCUUGAAAGUUCUAAAUUUAGAAAACCAUGUAACAUGAUUGGUUUUGCUGUUCUGUUUUUGUAUUCCUAGACAAAAAUGCGGAAUUUUAAAGUGCUUUAUCAUGAAGAAGUAAAAAAGAAAACAAAAAAUAGAAUCAAAAUUUAGCAAUAAAGUGCCUAUAACUCUUAUGAUCUUUUUUCUAUAUACAUACAUACAAACAUACAUAAAUAUAUACUUAGACGAUUUUUAUAGAGAAAGAAAGUCGGUGUUUCUUUCUGAUUAUUGUAGUUGUAAGGCUUUGAUUAUUAAACAUUUCUUUAAAAUAAUGCAAAUUUUCUGUUUCUCGAGCUUUUUUUCUGUUUCCGUUGCAAAUUGAACCAAGCAAUGAGCUUUGCCUCCCAAAGGGAUCUUUGCAGCCAUUGAAUUACUUAAGGGUCCAAAGAUCCCAGGCGAGGCCAAGGCAUUGCAUCUGCUCUGAUCUUUUACCUCCACUAAACUAUUUACAAAUUAAUUGUUUCUAAUGCUACUUCCAUUUCGAUUUCAAUCAAUUACUUGUUGUCCACUGUCUUUUUUUGCGUUUCUUAUUUUAAUGCCAUUUUAUAUUUAUUUUUAUUUGAUAACAAAACGAACGCAAUCGAUGAUCUAGGAAUUGAUUAAAUUUCCUCUUCUGUUUCUUCUUUUUUGUUUUGUAUUUGUAAUGUAGUAGUCGUUUUUUUUUUCUUUUUUUUUUUUGAUUUUAAGCGAUUCGAUUUGUCACGUAUUGCAUACGAUGAUAAUGUUAUUUAUAGAAUUAAAAUAAAAGAAAAAAACAUUUGAAAAUCAUCUAAAUAUAAAUAAAAUAAAUUUAGAUUUAGAAAUAAAUACAAAAAAAAUCACUAAAAAUACAAUGUGUAUGACAAAAGAAAAAACCCCGGCAAUAAAAAACGGAAAUAUUAUUUGUUAAAAAUUAUAAACAAUAAAAAAAUACUACAAAAAAUAA
Musca domestica (house fly) is the source of this 5044-nucleotide messenger RNA. RefSeq names its product BAG domain-containing protein Samui. Gene Ontology annotation, molecular function: protein-folding chaperone binding. NCBI's taxonomy places the organism in Eukaryota, Metazoa, Arthropoda, Insecta, Diptera, Muscidae. The transcript has 2 exons. Bases 1606 to 3615 code for a protein of 669 amino acids. The record is from RefSeq and is a predicted model, not a curated record.